Messenger RNA from Beauveria bassiana ARSEF 2860, 633 nucleotides. RefSeq lists its product as uncharacterized. The record is from RefSeq and is a predicted model, not a curated record. Lineage: Eukaryota; Fungi; Ascomycota; Sordariomycetes; Hypocreales; Cordycipitaceae. The transcript has a single exon. The coding region runs from base 1 to 633 and encodes 210 amino acids.
AUGGCCGACAGCAGCGAGAUAGAUGAGGCACAGCCCUCGAUUGAAUUCUUGCGUCUGCGCUGGCAAAUCGCCGACGGCCCAGCCUUUACCUGCGUCAGCGUCCUCGCCGACCCCGAGGACGCCUCUUCACCACAGCAGCCCUUGCGAUCCGCCGACGGCACGCUGCACGCCGUCGCCGCCGCACCGUGUAGCAACCCGCCCGCGCCGCGACUCACGCUACAAAUUGAGGAGGCGACCUAUCUCGGCGUCGAGGGCGGCGACGUGGAGCUCAGCGAGCCUGCGCGCUUCGAAAUGGUGGCCGCCGCGGGGCACGACUACGUUACGAUUGGCCAGUACGUGGAGGCGGCGCACCCGUGGUUUCUGGCGCAACGGCAGAAGCACUUUGAGGGGUACGGGUACGGGGACGGGGACGGGCGGCAGCCGCUGCCGGCCGGGACGGAGCUGUGGUUUGAUCCCUCGUCGCCGAUUGUAAUUCAUUUUUUCGACUCGGUCGAGUCGGAGCCGCCGUUUACGUUUGAGUGGAGUCUGGUUGCGGAUAUGGCCUCGGGGAUUAUUCAUGGGCAUGUGGAUGAUGAGUCGGAGUAUGGAGAUGAGGACGAGGGCGAGAUUGAUCCGAUUGAGGAGUUGAAGUGA